AUGACGAGCUCGGCCUAUUACGCGAACAACGAGAUCGGCUACUGGCCUUAUACCGACGUGUAUCAGUCGACCGGCUACCAGGAGCAUCCUUAUCAGGAACUACGGCUACAACAGCAUCAGCCUCAACAGCAGGAGCCGCAGCAGCCGCAACAGCAAUCACAACAGCGAUCACAGCAGAGGCAACAGCAACAGCAGCAGACGGUAUCGAGGAAUGGCGAAUCCGGGAGCCCACCGUACGGGCUGAAGCCGAAGCAGGAGUCCUCGAGCCUACUGGAGACUCUCUUGAGACACGGGAAGGAGGCCGUGGCCGAGGGGUAUAGCAAUUGCGCGGCCACGACCUCCAAGCAGCCCCAGGAGCAAAUAAGCUAUGCUCAGUGUCAGACGCCGCCGUAUACCCCGUCUUCAUCAUCCGACAGGACUUCCCCCGUGGCCGGUGUCAUGCCCGGGGACUCGGGACCACGGGAACGUCUUUCCGAGGCCAUCGGCUAUGUCCAGUCCUAUGCCGGUUACACGAGUGCGCAGGCGCAAAGCACGGGAUACCUGGCCGUCCCCGCACCCACGGCCCCGGAUGUGAAGUUCGAGGCCGUCGUUGCCGGUUACAAUGCAGCCUACGCCGGCAAUAACAACAACAACAAUAGCCUCAAGAACGGAGUCGGCGAGUUCUCGGACGAGCAACAGCCCCAAAGGCAACUCGACUUUCCCUGGAUGAAGUCCAAUUACGCGGGCGCGUCGGAGGCAAAUGGCACGGGGCAAAAGCGCACGCGGCAGACGUACACGCGCUUCCAGACCCUGGAGCUCGAGAAGGAGUUCCACUACCAUCGCUACCUCACCCGCAAGCGCCGGAUCGAGAUCGCGCACGCGCUCUGCCUCACCGAGCGCCAAAUCAAGAUCUGGUUCCAGAACCGGCGCAUGAAGGCGAAGAAGGACGGCAAGAUCGGAUACAGUUCGCCGGAAUCCCUCGAGGAGCCGACGAGCGUCUGCCCUGAGGUUCCGCUCCUGACGAGCCGCACGACCAUCACCACGAGCACGACGAUGAUGCUACCCGCUGGCGGCCAGGGCUCCCUACCCGAUCACCAGCAUUGCCAGCUCCAGCAGCAGAUGCACGAAGCGUACACGAGCUACCAACAGCAUCACCACCACCACCACCAUCAUCAUCAUCCCCCCCACCAUCAGCAUUCCCAGAUACAGCAACAGGGCUAUCCGAGCGCGGUCGAUUACUGGCCAGAGGGCCGAGUGGGGCCCGAGCGUAGCGGCUCGUGA
This is a messenger RNA of Ceratosolen solmsi marchali, 1260 nucleotides long. The record is from RefSeq and is a predicted model, not a curated record. Lineage: Eukaryota; Metazoa; Arthropoda; Insecta; Hymenoptera; Agaonidae.